Molecule: messenger RNA, 1948 nt
Organism: Erigeron canadensis
Lineage: Eukaryota; Viridiplantae; Streptophyta; Magnoliopsida; Asterales; Asteraceae
Product: disease resistance protein Roq1-like
Exons: 3
Coding region: 1-1890 (629 amino acids)
Biological process (GO): signal transduction; defense response
Molecular function (GO): ADP binding
Source: RefSeq, a predicted model, not a curated record
AUGGCUUCUGAUUGUGACUCUUCUUCAUCUUCCAAAACAAAUGAAAAUUGGACAUAUGAUGUGUUUUUAAGCUUUAGAGGGAAGGACACUCGAAACAGUUUUGUAGAUCAUCUAUAUGCAGCUCUAAGUCAUAAGAACGUAUAUGCGUUCAAAGACGAGAUGAUCCAUAGAGGAAAACUGAUAUCCCCAGAAUUGUUGAAAGCGAUUGAAGAAUCAAGGUAUGCAGUGGUUGUUUUCUCGGAAAAUUAUGCAAACUCUUCAUGGUGUUUGGAAGAGCUUGCCAAAAUUAUGGAAUGCCAUAAACGGAUGGGACAAAAGGUGUUGCCAGUGUUCUACCAUGUGAAUCCAUCAGAUGUGCGAGGCCUGAAAGGAAAGUUCGCUGAAGCCUUUCAACGGCGCGGGAAAAAGUUCAAAAGAGAUCCUAACAAACUGCAUUCUUGGAAGGAAGCUUUGGUCGCAGCUUCAAACAUAUCUGGCUUGCAUUACUCUAAAUCAGAUGGUGGUGAAUCUGAAUUUAUCAGCAAGAUUGUUCAGGACAUCUUAUGCAAUAUAAAACCUUAUGGGAUGGAGAAUAAUCUAAUCGGUAUUGAGUCUCAUAUGGAUGCAUUAAAUUCUCUAUUAGAUAUAAAUGCAACUGAAGAGGUGCGAGUGGUAGGGAUAUUGGGAAUGGGCGGGAUUGGUAAGACAACUAUUGCUCAAGCUAUAUUUCAGAGAAUUGCUUAUAAGUUUGAGGGUAGUAGCUUUCUUGAAGAUGUAAGAGAAAAUGGUUCUAACAAGAAAGAUAUAUGUGCCUUACAAGAGAAGAUUCUAAGAGAUAUUUUAAUGCGGCAUGACUUCAAUAUUGACUAUCCUUAUCAAGGAGCAGAAAUGAUACAAAGAAGACUUUCCAAUAAAAAGCUUCUUCUUGUUCUGGAUGAUCUGAAUACUGUUCAGCAAAAAGAUUACCUUGCUGCAAGCCCCGAGUGGUUUGGAAAAGGAAGUCGAAUCAUCAUAACCACUAGGGAUGAGCAUAUGUUGUCUGAUGCACAUGUGACGCAUAAACCAAAUCUUCUAUCUAUGGAUCAAGCUGUCCAGCUCUUCAGUUGGCAUGCUUUUAGAAGAAAUAGCCCACCAGAAAUGUACAAGGAGCUGUCAUAUCGUGCUAUACGCUACACUGGGUAUCUCCCUUUAGCCUUGAAAGUGUUAGGUUCUUUCUUCUAUGGGAGGCACAACUUAAAUGUGUGGGAAAGUGCAUUAAAUAGACUAGCCAAAGCACCAAAUAUUGAGAUUUUUGAGACAUUGAAAUUAAGUUUUGAUGGAUUGAAUUUUAUUGAUAAGAAAAUAUUUUUGGACAUUGCAUGUUUUUUCAAGGGCAAGGAUGAAGAACAUGUAACUAGAAUACUUGAUAGCUUUGGUUUUGACUCCGCGUUAGGAAUUACUGUUCUCAUUGAAAGGUCUCUUAUAACCAUUUCAAAGAAAAGGCUAGACAUGCAUGACCUCAUACAAGAAAUGGGACAACAAGUAGCCCGUGAAACUUUCUCUAAUAGUAGGAUUUGGCAGAUCGAAGAAAUGCAUCAUCUCAUGAGAAACCGAAAACUAGAAGCAAUUGAAGCCAUAGUUCUGCGAGACAAUGAAUACAAUGUCGACCACUAUGAUGAGAAGCUGUGUUUUAGAACUGAAAUUUUUAGAAGCAUGGAAAAUCUUCGACUUCUCGAUAUUGACUCAAAGUUCCCAUCCCAUGAACCUACCUUUCUCCCUUCUGAGUUACAAUGGCUUUGUUGGCAUGGAUACUCAUUUCGUUCCCUGCCAGUGGAGUGUAUGCGUAAGCUUGUUGGGCUUCAAAUGGUAAAUAGUGCCAUUCAACAUUUGUGGGAAGGGCGAAAGGUAUUAAAACAUGAAACCAAUUGCUGAAGAAAGAGUUACGUUAGUACGUUUUUCAUGCACAAACAGCAUAAGUUUAUGUUUUUUA